This is a messenger RNA of Amoebophrya sp. A120, 4311 nucleotides long. The record is from the annotation of a GenBank genome assembly. Lineage: Eukaryota; Dinophyceae; Syndiniales; Amoebophryaceae.
CCUCGAUCUAUCGUGCAGUUAGUUUUUUUCUUUAUAAUAUCAAAACAUAAACAAAUUUGAAUUCGUCACAGGCUGAGUAGUAUUUCGUUUUUAGUAGUGAACACUUUAUUAUCAAUGCCAAUGUCAACAUCUAGAAAGAUUCAGUUGAUACCGCGGAAAUUAAGUAAAUCAUCACGAAGAUGGUUUUUGGUCUAGUUCUCUCGUAGCAUACAAAAUAACUUCAGCUUCAUUGCAACUUGGCAAUCCUGUAUUGCACCUUUACCAUCACCAUCAAGCUGCGGCGCCAGGUCACUAUUAGACAAAAAGAUACUCAGUACAACAGCGCGUCAUCAGCGCCGAAGCCAAGUAUGUCGGUAGAGAGCGACGACUACUACGAAAUUCUCGGCGUGCCGAGGAAUUGCGAUGUGGCCGAAAUCAAGAAAGCCUACCGGGUAUGGGGCGAAUUAGAGCAGCUCAUCACCCUCUCAGGGUCGCUUUCUGGCAUGGCUCAAAAACGAUAGAUCCUUUGCGUGUAUCGUAGUUAUGCUAGCCCGAUCAAAUUUUUCGUUUUUAGUGCCUUCGGGAAGUCGAAGUUCACCUGCUCUUUGCAUGAACUGAAAUCGUAAAAACUUCUGAAUGGGAGAACAAGCCUAACGAAGGCACAACCUUGACGAGGUAGUACCUUUUUCGUUGCAUACACCAAGCUCGCCCUCAAGUACCAUCCCGACAAGAAUCCAGGUAUUUAAGGACAUUAGUUGUGACUUUUUGUUGUCGUGCAGAAGGUUCUACACUUAGUUCUUUUUGUCAUGAUGCGGAAGGGCGACGCAAUAGCGAUAGUCGUCGUCGUCGUCCACCGUUUCAUUAAUGGAAAAAUAUAUCCCCACUCACAGGCGACAAAGCCGCAGAAGAGGCAUUCAAGAAGGUUUCCGAGGCGUACGAAUGCCUCUCGAACCAGGAAAAACGAGCUAUGCAUCGCAAAAGUGCUAUCCGUCUUUUUUGCAUGAUGAUGAGUAUGAUUUUUUUCAAAACAAAACACUCCAUGCUUUGUAAAAAUUCGCUUUGGUUCAAGUAAGAACAUCAUACAACUAAAAUACGACGAUGAUACACUUUUGCGCUGGAUACGAGCCCACUACGACCGGUUUGGCAAGACAGAUGGUAUGCCGAGUAACGGCGGCGGUAUGGGCGGAACCGGUUUCGGGGGCGGGUUCGGACCCGGACAAGACAUGUUCGGUGGCCAGGACCCCUUUGCCUCGAUGUUCUUCGGCGGGCCCCGGCGGUCGGGCGCUGUAUGCAUUGGAAAUAUGUUUGGAGGGUCUGGAUGAGUGCAAGGUAUAGAUCCAUAGCCAUGCACGUUUUGCAUGACCCAUCGCCACCAUGUCUGUGAUGUAUGCUCUACUAGCAUCACAGAUUUUUUGAGGGCCUCUUGCUGCCUAUCCUACAGGAGAGAUGCCCUCUCCACGUAGCAAGAACUGGACUCCUCUUCGUUGCUUAUGCAAAAAUACAGUUUUCUUUAGAAUCCAGAGGCAGCAUCACAAGGUGCAGCACUUUUGCAGACCCAGAUAUUGUUGCAAUGCAUACGCCGCCACGGGGCAUGAGUUUGGGAUGGGCGACGCAUUUUCCGUAUCGUGUGUAAAAACGUAUCCGCCCUACAUUUGUCAUGCAAAUCAGGAUGUGUCUUUCUUUCUCUCAUGCGCAGGAGCAAGGAGAGAAGCCGAAAAAUACUACAUUUUCUAUUCGUUGUGUUGGGAUUUUUUGUCAUGCUUGUUCCAUCGAGAUGACGAGAUGUGCAGGCCUAAAGUUUUCAUGCGCAACGUUCAAAACUCCGCGAUUCGUCUUGCGGAACUCCUAAGCUUGACUUUAUUGUUGUAGGUUCGUUUUUGCACAUGAUAGUCCGUGUUCCGGGAAUUUUUCGGGGACGAAGAUCCCUUCGCCGAUUUUUUCGCCGACCACGCGCAAUUUCGCGGCUUUGGCGGCCCUCCGAUGGGGGGCAACGAGCGUCGACAGUCCCAGCGGCAGAGCCAGCGACAGAGCCGCAGACAAGAUCCGUUCGCGGACCCGUUUUUCGGUGGUGGGGACCCGUUCGGUAUAGAAGCUUUGACAAGAACAUCGCGAUAUGUUGUAAGAGAAUCCUUCCGAUGAAUCCGAAGUGUACUAUUAACAUGAAGUCAGCAUGAGAAAGUGGAAUUGAUUUUUUGGGCUUUUUUCUUUUAAUCUCGGUCGGGGGGCAAGGGUUUCAGGGUAGUGUUAAGGGUUUUGGGGAGGCAACUCAUAACUCCGUGUUUUCCUGUGUUUCCCGGUGGCGUUUGCGUGCCGUCACUAGAGCCCAGGCUCAGAUAAGUAGGCAGGAAGGGCAAGAAGAGGAGUCUUGCUUAGGACCUGCCAUUUCUAUGGCGCCUGUUCUGACGCAAGGAAGGGCAAGCAGAGGCGGCUUGUUUUGGACCUUGCGGUUGUGCGGAGGUUGAUUGGUGCAGUACGGAUGAGGAGGUAGUAUUGCGCCUUUCUGAAGCCAGGGCUGAUUGAAGGCUUCGGCUUUCCUUCUCUCAGGCAACUCCCCGAGCUCGUCGGUUCACAGCUAAGAAGGGUUUUGUUUCAUCGAGCUCCGAUGGUGAUAAGUUGAAACACUAUUCACCAGCCAUUUGCAAGCAGGAACAUAGAUAGUACGUUUAAACAGUUACUCGCUCGCCUAAAGAAGCGAGCACCCGAUUGAUUUUCUGGGACUGAAAUUCACGUUUUCAAUUCUAUUUUCCAGGUGGCAUGAUGGGCGGUGGCAUGAUGGGCGGUGGCAUGAUGGGCGGCGGGUCAUCAAUAUGGAAAGAAACGAACAGCUUUGACUGGAUUUUACUUCAGCUCUUGCAUGAUCACACAUAGCGUUUUCAUCUUGCCAUUACAUCACUGCUCUUGUACAGCGCUGCAUCAACUUCUACGUUCAAAACGGUCCGCUCGACCAUUUUUGAUGGCAUGAUGAGGGUGCAGGUGCGCGAGGUCAUAAGAAGUCACGAUUUUCAUGCGGUUCAUCACGGAUCAAACAGUAGUCCAAAGAAGUUCUCUCUUAUCGAGUUGCAUACCACUCGAUGUCCUUUUCCAGCAGCUUUGGUGGUGGCGGUAUCGCGCGAGAAAAACGUUUGUAGACAUGGUCACUUCUUGCGACGCAUCGUGUCUAAUCUCUAGAGCUUGAUGUCAUGGUAGAAACAAAGAUGGUGUAGUGCGUUCUAGUUUGCAUUGAUUUCAUUUCAAUUCUUGGCGGAGUGAUCAUACUUGUUGUCCUGGGUCGUUCAUCAGUGCGACGAGAAAGUAGUCAUGCUUUGUCUGAUUGCAGGCCUGUCCAGGGUCCCAAUCGCAAAGCACGGCGAGCAAGUUGUGUCUCAUCGAAACUGCAGGCCUUUUUCUCGCACCAUACCCUGCGGAUUUUCCGGAACCUCCCAGUCGCAGUCUCAGUCCAUGCGAACCGUGAAUGGCGUCACUGUGCGUACGACGACAAAAUCGGUGCAGCACGCCGAUGGAAGGCGGGAGGAAAGCGUGACGGAGGAGCAGCAACAGCCGGACGGCAGCUGGGUGGUGACCAACCAAAGCAACAGUGUAUGCAGGUUGCAAAAUAUAAUAAGUACUACAUUUCAAAACUUUGUGCCUUGAAACCCGCUCGCGCUGUGUUCGUAAAGAGAUCACGACUUGCAGUCUGUUGUAUGAAUGUGCAAAUGCAGCUACCACGACGAUGAUGGGCGGACUUGUUAUUGUUUUCAAGCAUAGGUAAGCACCUGAGCAUAGUGAUAGUACUUUUUGCAAAGUGCAUACACUGCCGGGCAGAGCCAAAUCGGCGGUGGUCAGACUCAAAACGCUCCACGACUUGGCUUUUGAAGGCCGACGAGAAACCAGCGCGACACUGGAACGUGUCAGAGGCAGGUACAGCCGUAGUUCAUCGGCAGGGUGGCGAAACAUCAGGCGGCGUGCUUACCUACCCAUGACGAAGGAAGAAAAUAAUGACGCACCAACGGCAUCGGGACGACCACGACCACGACGAAAGGGAGAAUGACGCUCCAUCCAACGUGGCGGCGGCGAACAACGGGCAGCUUUCUUGGACGAAAAUAAUUGCAACCCUCUUUCUGCUUUUUGCAGAUGGUUUGAAAUGGAUGCGGCAAACAAAUAAUGAAUCAAAUCGUCCACAUAUGGAUGCUACGACCGUUGAAAGGUGCCGUAUGAAGAGAAAAGGUUUAUUUCCAAAAACCAUUAUUUCGGCAAGAACGACGCGCGGUGUUUUUCUCCUUCGUGCGCAAGAAAAACCUCUCCUAGCGACACAAAAUGUACAAAAAGUUUAAAUUUGUUUGAACGAGCAGAUAG